GGGAUGGAGAGUUCAGGAUGCCGGGAGGGGCGAGCCUGGUGGGGAGGAGCAGAGAAGGAAGUGGUGCUGGACCCAUCAGGAGCUCCGGACAGAGGGAGUGGGAGGGGGAGGACUAGCUGAGGGAGGGCUGUGAGCGAGGCAGGGGAGGUGCCGGGGCUGGGUUUCUAUUGAGCAGGGGGACCUUCUGGGCUGCUGUAAUUUCACUUUCCCAGAAAAUGAAACUGAAGCAGGGCUGUGGUCACAUGACAGGUGGCUCGCUAUAUAGCCGGCUGCCGCGGGACUCUUGCUCUUGCUUCCAGGUCUGCAGGGGCCUGCCGGCCUCCUGAAGCCCCCUGCCCGGAGGUAUGGAGUGUCCUUCGUGCCGGCAUGUUUCCAAAGAGGAAGCCCCCAGGUUCUGCAGCCAGUGUGGACAGAGGCUGCCUCCUGCAGCCCCCGCCCCAGACUGGUCUAAGGAUUCAACUGAUAUAAGAUCACCAGGAGAAACACAAACUAGCUUAAGGAUGUAUGUAGCUCCUGUGUAUGUGGGAGAGACCCAGGAAGACUGAGUAACUCCGCAAAGGCCAAAGCCACCCCCUUAUUUUACCAUCUUGAGCUAAAGGCAAAAGAGAUGCUGGGGGUGGGGAGUCACGUAUGGGAGCUGACCUGGAAAAGCACAGUAAAGCAGGAUUCUGAGAAGAACCACUCCGUGACGUCGGCCCCGGAGGCAGAAAUGGAGUGUGGACAAGAGCUGAAGGAGGAAGGCGGCCCCAAGGUGACGUCUGCCCCGCAGGCAGAAAUGGAGUGUGGACAAGAGCUGAAGGAGGAUGGCAGCUCCUUCUUGUCCUCAGGCUCAAGUGAUCGGCAGGAAAAUGCGGACGAGCCCUGUUCUGAUGCCUCCUGGACGGUGCAGAGAGGAGUUGCGUCAGACGUUCUGGUAGAUUUGGCCGACUGCACAUCCGAUGAGCCGGAGGCUGCUAGUUACACGCCCAACAAAAGAAGAAAGGCGGAUGCAUCCCUGUUUGAGGUCACUGACGUGUUCUCUCCAGACCUCGAGCAGAGCAAAAGAAAGAAUCGGAAGAGGAAGAAGAAUCAGAAGACUGCCACUCCCGCGGAUCCGGGCUCCUUGGUCCCCUGCAGUCUGACUUCUCUGGGGGACCCUGGGCCCCAGGACGCAGCCCCGCCCCAGCAUGGAGCUCAGCGGAACGGGCCGACCAGCCAGCCGAGCCAGCCUCCUGGUGCGGGCAUGACGCCCCCAGAGGGCGGUGGCCGCAGAGAGCCCGCUGCGCCCGCUGAGGUUGGUGGCAGCUCUCUUCAGGGCCAGGCCGCAGGAGGAGCAGAAACAGCUGCGGGAGGAGAGUCUCCGGGCAGCCUGGCGCCCCAGGACCAGCAGACACAGGGAGGUGCCCUCCCGGAAGGGAAGGGUCACCACACCCCCGACCCCUCCAAGGACGGAGGCCUCCCCCAGGAGGGGGCCGGCCCAACUACCUCUGCUGGUGAAGGACGUCCUGGGAAGGAAGACGCUGCCCAGGAGCCUCAGCCCGCUGGGCAGCAGGCUGCGGCCCCCACCUCUGGGGCGGUUGAUGCUGCAGCCAAGCCAGCUAGUCCAGGGAAAGAGGCUGGGAAAGAAGUUAAAAAUGAGACCCAGAAAACAAAACAGCCACCAGCAAGCACGUCUGCUUCUCUAGAAAACCGCCAGGAAGCUGAAACCAAGGACAAGACAGGUGUUACUGGAAAGAAAGUGAGUGAAACAGAAAAAGCCAAGCCAGAGGCCCCGAAGAAACCAGAAAGAAAUUAUGCAGCUGCUGUGAAAAAUGAGGAGCAGAGAAAUCCGAAAGCUGGCGCACAUGAAGUUAAGGAAAGCCCGCUGAGUCCCGAGGAAGGAGUCACCGUGUACUUCCAUGCAAUCAUUUCUAAACAUUUCAAGUUCAACCCCAACCACGACAGAGUAUUCAUCAGGGGAGGAGAAGAAUUUGGGAAUCCCAAAUGGAGUCGUGAUGUCUGUGAGAUGUGCUACACCAAGGAUUUAGGUGACGAUGGGUCCCUCAUUGAAGGCAGAGCUGUCCUUUCCAGGCAGCACCUGGACAAACCGAUUCCUUACAAGUAUGUCGUUGCACAUGGCAAGGGGCCUGUUGAGUAUGAAUUCAUCUACAAACAGCAGCAGAAGGGAAGCGAGCAUGUCAACCGCUGUCUGUGUGUCAAAUCCUCGCUCCUGUGCUCCGGAGACUGGCAUCAGUACGAUGAUAUAAUUUGUAUGAAGCCCCCUGGGAGUCUUCAGAAACUCUGGGACCACUUCACAGAUGGUACACGCAAAGACUUGGUGAGAGGGAAGAAGAUCGCUGCCAGAGUCAUGCUGGACAGCAUCUUCAGCAUCCUCCAGACCUGGAAUGCCAUCAAUUUAAAGAACUUUUUCAACCAGUUUCAGCAGUUUUAUUCUGUGGUUCGUGUGCCCAUGAUCUAUGAAGGACGGGCACAGCCGUGGACCGCUCUGCAGUACACAGAGAAGGAGGUGCAGAGAGACCUGUGGGAGGAUUUGAAAAGACGAAUGGCACCAUUUCUGGAAAGAAGAGAGGCCCCUCUGCCUAAAGACUGCCCAGUGAGGAAUAACUUGAGAAUGGGCCUAAUUGUCCUUUUCUCUGUGGAAAAAUUUAACCUGCCCUUAUUGGAAGAUGACCUGGCCUCGCUGUGUAACCUCCUUUGCUCCAAUGCCAAUUCACCAGACGCCCUUCGCAACGACCUAAACCACAUCUUUGGAACAUCUCAGAGCUGGCGAACGCACUUGGUAAACCUGUGCCGAAGGUGCGUGAGCAGAGACCUCAGCCUCUGGGUGUGCACACUGCCUGUGCUGCACCACUGCAUGGAGCUGGCGCCUCGAGGAAAGGACGCCACCAUUCAGCCCGAGGACACCUGGGCGGCCCUCGAGGGAAUUUCCUUCUCAGAGUUUCGGGAAAAAAGACCAGAUCGGAAAGAGCUGCUUCAGCUCAUGGAGAGGAGACAGCAUCUGCUGAACGUCGAUGAGUGUCUGUUCCGAUCCUGGUUCAGCUUGCUCCCUCUGAGUGAUCUGGUUCACUAUAUGGAAGACGUCACCGACUACCUGAGUCGCUUUCCUCCUCGUGUCCUGGACUGUCUUGUAGGCACUUACUACCGUGUUCAAGGACUUAGGGAGAUCUCCCACAGAAACCUGGAGGAUGUUGAGAAAACGUUUAAAAUGCUGUUGCACCUCCUGGAUAUUUAUCAGGACAAGAUUCUUGAGGAGCCUUUGAUACAGUCCUACUUGACUGUGUGCCUGAAACUCCAUGAAACUAUCUGCAGAAUCACAAAAGACGAAAAGUUUUAUGAGAUGCCUGCCUUAUCUGCUGAGAUUGUUUGCAGAAUUAUUAUACUUAAACCUCUAGUGGAGUCAGCAAAAGGGCAGGAACAAGAAACUGGAAAGAAGAAUUCAGUAGAAACAGUCUUCCAGAGCACUCUCACUGCUACUAGAAACUGGCUUCAGAGAAUUUUUAAAAAGAACAUGUUCCAGUACUCAUGUUUUUCCCCUGGCAUUGUCAGUUUCGCUUAUGCAGAGGAAAUCAAGGUCUGGAGGCGGCUGGUGGAAAUACCCUUCGCUGGGGAGCAUGUCUGGAAGAAGUCCUUGCUGGGGGACAUGGAAGCGAGGCUCAAGCAGGAGAAGCCUCUCUCACAGAUCUCUGCCUUCUGCAACACCGCCUGGGAUGCUGCAGGCUCAGAAGACAGUGUGUCGAAAUGCUUUGAGAAGUGUGUCAUUGAAGCUGUGAGCUCGGCGUGCCAGUCUCAGACCAGUAUCCUUGAGGGAAUCUCGUAUCGUGACCUGCGGAAAUUUGGCACCCUUGUGUCCGCCGUGAUCACUAAGUCAUGGCCGAGAAACAACGGCGAAGCUGUGGAUGACCUGGAUGAGGUUUUAAAGCACCUGCUCACGUGGCCAGACAUCAGGCAGCUCUUCAAAUUGUACGGAACCGAUGAGAAGAUAUUAGCAAAUAUUACAGAGGAAGGCAAGAAGUUGAUGGCUACUGCUGACUCUGUGUUCACAAAAGUUACCGAGGACCUCCUGAACAGAACGAUCUUAGUCGGACAGCUGGAGCUGAUCAUGAAGCAUAGGAGUCAAUUUCUCAAAAUCUGGCAAUUAAAGAGAAAAAAUCUUUCUCCCCAGGAGAAACGCUAUGCUAUGGAGGAAGUGCUGGAUAGGAGAGAGAAUGAACUAAUAUCUCUAAAGAAAGAUAAGAGAUAUGUCGACAGUCUCCUGAAGCUGUGUGGAAAGGUGAAAGACCGGAUCAAAGUGGAUUUUGGAGAGAUCGAAGAAAGACAUUUGGAAGAUCUCAGCAGUAAAAGAUUGAACGAAGCUGUGACACCGAGGGUGUCCCUCACCUCAGACUUGGAGUGGACAACACAUUACAACCUGAGCCCCCAAGUCGUAGAAAUGGCCAGAAUGAUAGACUUGCUACAGGACAGCCACAUCUUCCAGAUGUUCUGGGCAGAAGCCGCAGAGUCGCUGAGCGAGCCUGUGGAGGAGUCGGAGAGGCAAAUACUUCAGCUUGAAGAGGCGUAUGAAGAUUUGUAUCAUCCUUGUAUUGAAAAGUUUACUAAACUGUAUCACGAUCUGAAGUCAGGAGAGGUCACCUUUGGGGAAAUUGAUGCCGUCUUCAGAGACUUCAUGAAUAAAUACAGCGACCUUGCCUCCGACCUCAGGAUCAUGUGCGCUCUGGAUCGCCAGGACACGAAGGAUUGGAUCAAGGAGCGAGUUGGGCAGAUCAAGGAGUACCAUCACCUGCAUCAGGCUGUUAACUCAGCCAAGGUCAUCUUGGAGGUUAAGGAGAAUUUGGGCCUGACGGGUGACUUCGGUGUUCUCUGCACUUUGUUGAACUUUACUGAUGGCUUUGAGGACUUUCGCCAUGAAAAACUGGACCAGAUCAGCCAGCAGCUUAUUCGUGCCAAAAAGCUGCUGGAGGACCUCAGUGAGAGCCGGUGCCAAUGUCUGAGGGAGCUGUGCCUGAGUAAGGAGUUGAUUUCCUGGGUCCAGGAGGCUCUUGGAGGCAUCAACGAGCUGAAGGUGUUUGUGGACCUGGCUUCCAUCUCGGCGGGUGAGAAUGACAUCGACGUGGACCGGGUGGCCUGCUUCCAUGACGCCGUGCAGGGCUACGCUCCUCUGCUGUAUAAGCUGGACACGAGUGCAGGUUUCGACGAGUUCAUGGAACAGGUGAAAGAACUGUGGAAGGCUCUGGAAAAUGACCAACACCUGCCCAGUAAACUGCGUGACUCUGCCAGGAACUUGGAGUGGCUGCAAACAGUGAGGGAAAGUCACGGGUCUGUCGAACUCUCAUCCUUGUCGCUGGCAACAGCAAUCAACAGCAGAGGCAUCUAUGUGAUCGAGGCACCCAGAGAUGGCCAGAAGAUUUCCCCAGACACGGUUCUGCGUUUAAUCCUCCCUGAGAGCCACGGGGACCAUCAGGACCUGCGAGACUACUCUUUAGAAGAGCUGAAGGAGCUUUUGAACAAAUUGAUGCUGAUGUCUGGCAAGAAAGAUCACAAAAACACUGAAGUAGAGCUGUUUUCUGAGGUGUUUUCCAACGUGCAGAGGCUCGUCCAGUCCUUUAUAAACCUUUACUCUGCUGGAAACAUGCUGUUCAGGGCUUGGGUGGCUGAGGUGUACUGCGCCCCCCGGAAGGGCGUGUCCAUCCGGAUGGACUUCCGCCUGGGGCUGGUGAGCCUGCUGACGGGCCGCGGGCCGGUGGCCAAGCUGCUGGAGGCCCUCUGCAGGCAGAUGGAGCACUUCCUGGAUUGCUGGAAGGGGUUCGUGGCGCAGAAGCGAGCUGAGCACUUCUACCUCAACUACUACACGGACGAGCAGCUGGUUCACCUGAGCACAGAGCUCAAGAGAGAGAAGCCCAGGGAUGCCACCCUCACCAUGCUGUCCUUCAUCAAAAGCAACUGCAGCCCAAGGGACAUCCUCCGGGCCUGCAGCGGGCCCGAUGGCAGGGCCACCAGUCACCAGGGGAGCGCGGUGAUUGAAGAAUUGCGAUUGACGCUCUCCUCUAAGUUGGGCCUGCUGGACAAGCUGAGGGUCAUCAUGGAACAGUCGAUGACAUGCAUGAGUGUCUUCCUGCCUCACUGCCUGGACCUGGAGGCCCUUGGCCACUGUCUGGCCCACCUAGCGAGGAUGGGUGGGCCUCCCGUGGAGCGGCAGCUCCCAAAAGGCCUGCAGGUCGGCCAGCCCAACCUUGUCGUCUGUGGCCACUCUGAGGUGCUGCCGGCCGCCCUGGCCAUCUACAUGCAGACCCCAAGCCAGCCCCUGCCCAGCUAUGACGAGGUGCUGCUCUGCACCCCGGAAACCACGUUUGAGGAGGUGGCGCUGCUCCUGCGCCGCUGCCUGACCCUGGGCUCCUGGGGGCACAGGGUGUACAGCCUGCUGUACGCAGACCAGUUGAGCUACGAUGUGGCCUGCCAGGCGGAGGUGCUCUUCCAGAGCCUGCGCACGCAGCGCCCCCGGGAGGACUACCAGCUCGUGAUGGUCUGUGACUGCGAGCGGGAGCACUGCUACCUCCCCUCGGCCUUCAGCCAGCACAAAGUCCUCUUCACUCCCCAGGCGCCCCUGGAGGCCAUCCAGGCCUACCUGGCACGUCAUUACCGGGUCCCAGAGCAGAUCCCUUCGGCGGCCGCCGUGUUCAGGGACCGGAUGUGUGUUGGGAUCGUGGCCUCGGAGAGAGCGGGUGUUGGAAAGUCUCUCUAUGUGAAGAGGUUGCAUGACAAACUGAAAAUGAAGUUUCUUGGAAAAAAAGUGCCUCUAAAGGUCAUUCGAUUGAUCGACCCUCAGGUGGACGAGAAUCAAGUCCUGGGCUCCCUCUUGCCUUUCCUGGACGCCCAGUAUUGGACGAGACCCAUGAUAUUCCACUUCGAUGUGACCUCUUCUGUGCAGACUGGAGUGUGGGUGUUUCUUUUCAAACUCCUCAUCCUACAGUACUUAAUGGAUAUCAAUGGGAAAAUGUGGCGUCGGAACCCGUGCCAUUUGUAUGUCGUUGAAGUCUUGGAAGGGAAUCCAGCACCGCCAAAGAGGCCUUCGAAACUGAACACACGUGCCCCUCAGAUCAAGUUUCUUGACAUCUUCCCAAAAGUCACCUGCCUGCCUCCCAAGGAAGUGAUAGGCAUGGAGCUGAAUCCUGAGCGGAGCUACAGAGAGCCGGGAAUGGACCACAGGGAGUUCUGCAGCGAAACUUUCCAGAGACCUUACCAAUAUUUAAAACGGUUCCAUCAGAAACAAAACCUUGACACGUUCCAAUACCAAGAAGGCUGCAUUGAAGGCACCCCUGAGGAGUGCAUCCAGCACCUCCUGUUUUACUGUGGCGUGAUCGACCCGUCCUGGGCAGAGCUCCGGAACUUCGCCCGGUUCCUGAAUUAUCAGCUCAGAGAUUGUGAGGCGUCUCUCUUCUGUGAUCUGAGUGUCACUGGAGACACACUGAGGGGCUUCAAGAAGUUUGUGGUUACCUUCAUGAUCUUCAUGGCAAGAGAUUUUGCCACACCAACACUUCACACAUCGGACCAAAGCCCAGGGAAGCACAUGGUCACCAUGGAGGGGGUCAAGGAAGAAGAUCUAGCCCCUUUUUCUCUCCGAAAGAAGUGGGAAUCAGAGCCCCACCCAUACGUGUUCUUCAACAGUGAUCACACGUCCAUGACAUUCAUAGGUUUCCACUUCCAGGACAACCAGAAUGGCAGUGUGGACGCCGUCGAUCGCCUGAGUAGGAAGGUGAUCAAGAAGGACGUCAUGGCAAUGGGACUGUACCGGGGGCUGUUGCUUCAGAGGGUGCCCUUCAAUGUUGACUUUGAUGUGCUGCCCAGACAUGAGAAACUUGAAAAACUCUGCCUGGCAUUAGGGAUCCAGUGGCCCAUUGACCCUGAUGAAACAUACGAACUUACAACAGACAAUAUGCUUAAGAUCCUUGCCAUUGAGAUGCGGUUCCGGUGCGGGAUCCCUGUUAUCAUCAUGGGAGAAACUGGCUGUGGGAAAACCAGACUCAUUAAAUUCCUUAGCGACCUGCGGCGUGGGGGUGCUGAUGCUGAAACCUUGAAGUUGGUCAAGGUCCAUGGGGGAACAACGGCAGACAUGAUCUACUCCAAAGUCAGGGAGGCGGAACAACUUGCCCUCCUCAAUAAGGACCAACAUCAGUUGGAUACUAUCUUGUUCUUCGAUGAAGCUAACACAACAGAAGCUAUAAGCUGUAUCAAAGAAGUCCUCUGUGAUCGUACUGUGGGCGGCGAGCCCCUGGCUAAGGACUCUGGUUUGCAUAUCAUAGCAGCCUGCAACCCUUACCGGAAGCACACCCAGGAGAUGAUCUCCCGCCUGGAGUCAGCUGGUUUGGGCUACAGGGUUAGUGCAGAGGAGACGGCAGACAGGCUUGGCUCCAUUCCCCUGAGGCAGUUGGUAUACCGAGUCCACGCUCUGCCACCGAGCCUGAUUCCUCUGGUGUGGGAUUUUGGACAGCUGAAUGACACCGCAGAAAAGCUCUACAUCCAGCAAAUUGUCCAGAGACUGGUGGACUCCACUGCAGUGGGUCCAAACGAGACGCGUGUGAUCGCAGAAGUGCUCUCUGCCUCUCAGGGUUUCAUGAGGAAAAGAAACAAUGAGUGCAGUUUUGUGAGCCUCCGGGAUGUGGAGCGCUGCGUCAGAGUUUUCAGAUGGUUUUAUGACCACAGUGAGAUGCUCUUGUCAAAGCUGGAUUCCCUUUUCUGCGAAUCCAAUGUCAGCAGAAACGACUUUGAGAGAGAUCCUGUGCUCUGGUCCCUGGUGCUGGCCAUCGGGGUAUGCUAUCACGCCUCUUUAGAAGAGAAGGAAUUGUAUCGGAGAGCCAUUUCCAGGUCCUUUCCAGAACCAUAUAAUGACAGCAAGGUUAUUCUGGACGAGAUAACGCGAACACAGGAUCUUUUUCUGAAUGGUGUGUCUCUGAGGAAAACCAUCGCCAAGAACUUGGCUUUGAAGGAGAAUGUCUUCAUGAUGGUUAUCUGCAUUGAGCUUAAGAUUCCUCUCUUCCUGGUGGGGAAGCCCGGCAGCUCCAAAUCUCUCGCCAAGACCAUUGUGGCAGAUGCCAUGCAAGGCCAGGCUGCUCCCUCAGACCUCUUCCGGAGCCUGAAGCAGGUCCACCUGGUGUCCUUCCAGUGCAGCCCACAUUCCACCCCACAAGGCAUCAUAGGCACCUUUAAGCAGUGUGCUCGCUUCCAGCAGGGGAAGGACCUGCAGCAGUACGUCUCCGUGGUGGUGCUGGAUGAGGUGGGGCUGGCGGAAGACUCGCCCAAAAUGCCCCUGAAGGCUCUGCACCCACUGCUGGAAGACGGGUGCAUUGAAGACGAUCCUGCCCCCCACAAAAAAGUUGGCUUCAUAGGCAUUUCCAACUGGGCCCUGGACCCUGCCAAGAUGAACCGGGGUAUUUUUGUGUCACGUGGCAGCCCCAACAAGAAAGAGCUCAUAGAGAGCGCCAAGGGAAUUUGCUCUUCAGAGCCCCUCGUUCGAGAAAGAAUCCAAGGAUACUUUGAGUCCUUUGCCAAAGCCUAUGAAACAGUGUGUCGGAACCAAGACAAGGAAUUCUUUGGGCUCCGUGACUACUACAGCCUCAUCAAAAUGGUCUUUGCUGCUGCCAAACGUUCUAACAAAAAGCCUUCCCCACAAGAUAUCGCACAGGCCGUCCUUCGGAACUUCAGUGGCAAAGAUGACAUCCAUGCUGUGGACAUUUUUACAGCCAAUUUACCUGAGGCAAAGUGCUCAAAAGAAGUCAGCACCAUGGAGCUGAUCAAGCAAAACAUGUACGGUGAUCUUACGAAGGAGCCGGGCAGAGAGCUGGAUGACACCGAGUCCCGGUAUUUACUGGUGCUGACCAGAAACUACGUGGCCCUGCAGAUCCUGCAGCAGACGUUCUUCAGCCAGGACCAGCAGCCAGAGAUUAUUUUUGGUUCCAGUUUCCCCAAGGAUCAAGAGUACACUCAGAUCUGCAGAAAUAUCAACCGCGUGAAAAUCUGCAUGGAGACCGGCAAGAUGGUGAUGCUGCUCAACCUGCAGAACCUCUACGAGAGCCUGUACGACGCGCUCAAUCAGUACUACGUCUACCUCGGGGGCCAGAAGUACGUGGACCUGGGCCUGGGCACCCAUAGGGUCAAAUGUCGGGUUCACCCGGACUUCCGCUUGAUAGUCAUUGAAGAGAAGGACGUCGUCUACAGACAUUUUCCCAUCCCACUUAUUAACCGGCUGGAGAAGCACUAUCUGGAUAUCAACACCGUUUUGGAGAAGUGGCAGAAGAAUAUUGUGGAAGAUCUCAAGGUCUGGGUGGAAAAAUUUAUAGAUAUGAAAACAGACCCGUUUCUAGCCAGACACCAAUACAGCCCUUCUGACGUCUUCAUUGGCUACCACUCAGACACUUGUGCCUCUGUGGUGCUCCAGGUCAUAGAGAGGCUGGGUCACGGGGCCCCGACUAAUGAAUUCUACCGGAAGGUAUCUGACGAGGCCAAACUGACACUGCUGAACUGUGCCACGCCUGACGCCGUGGUCCGGCUGAGGGCUUCCUCGUUGGGCUUGUCCACUGCACUCUCUCUGUCACGAGAAUACUAUGCCAAGCAGCAGCAUAACUCCUUUGCAGACUUCCUUGAGGCUCACCUUCACACGAUGGAUCCGGGACGCCAUGCCGUCUUCACAGAGAUCACCACUUUCUCCAGACUGCUAACCAGUCAUGACUGCGAAAUUCUAGAGUCAGAAGUGGAGGGCAGAGCUCUGAAACCCACAAUCCUGUCACUGCAGCAGUUUGACACCGAGUACUCCUUCCUCAAGGAAGUCCGAAACUGCUUAAAAAACAAAGCCAAAUGUAAAAUCCUCAUUAUUCAAACAGAUUUUGAAGAUGGAGUUCAUAGCGCUCAGCUCAUCGCCUCAGCUAAGUAUUCUGCUAUGAAUGAAAUCAACAAGAUAGAAGGAAAUGAGGGCUGUAUCUUAGUCUAUUUCAUCACGAAACUGUCCCGGAUGGGAAGUGGAACAUCCUAUGUCGGAUUCCAUGGAGGGCUGUGGCAGUCCGUGCACAUCGACGACCUCCGAAGGUCCGCGCUCAUGGUUUCCGAUGUGACUAAGCUGCAGGGUGCGGCCAUCAGCCAGCUCUUCAGGCCGGAAGGUGGGCCUGAGGCGGAGAUGGAACACAGUGCCGGAGCCCAGUGUGAGGAGCCGAUGGAAACAGGGACUGAAACAUCAGGGGAAGUGACUGAGGUGGAAAUGGAAACGGAAAGUGAGACCUCUGAGCUGGAGAGAAGCAAUACGCAGGUCCUGGACACCACCAGCCUGCUGAGGAGCUGCAUACAGAGUGCUGUGGGCAUGCUCCGAGACCAGAAUGAGUGCUCCCAGCGCAGCGUGAGGAGGGUGGAGAUUCUCCUCAGCCUCUUGAACGAAGACGACAGAUGCAGAGCCGCUUUCUUACGGGUAGCCAAGAUGCGCCUCUAUGUCCUUUUGAAGAAGCAAGAAGAGAACUACCUCCACAAUAUGAAGGAAUGGGUAGAGAGGGAAGCUUCGAAUCAGGACGCUCUCCAGGAGGCAGGCACAUUCAGGCAUACCCUCUGGAAGCGGGUCCAGGGCACGGUGACUCCUCUCCUGGCGAGCAUGAUAUCCUUCAUCGACAGAGACGGCAACCUUGAGCUACUGACCAGGCCAGAUGCUCCAUCCUGGGCAAGAGAUCUUUGGAUGUUUAUUUUCAGUGACAUUAAGCUUCUGAACAUUCCUCUUGUGACAAAUGAUACAAGAUCUAAAAGUGAGAUGUCCUACAUCAUGGUGCAGAACUAUAUGAACCUUGCAGAGGGCUUCUACAAUGACGUCCCAUUUAGCUGGCGAAUCAAAGACUAUCUGGAAGAGCUGUGGGUCCAGGCUCAGUACAUCACAGGAGCUGAAGAGUCGUCAGAGAAGCUGGUGGAAAUCUUCCAGCAGACUCCUCUGGGCAGGUUCCUUGCUCAGCUCCGUGCCGAGCAGCAGCAAGAACUCCUUCAGUGCUACCUGCAGGACUUCCUUCUCCUGACCAUGAGAGUAUCCACUUGGGAGGAAUUAAAGGCCCUGCGGGCAGCCCUGUUGUCCUGCAUCCGUCAGCUGACGGCGGCGGGGCCGGAGGAGCAGAUUUCCUUACCGUGGGUGCACCUGGCCUCCCAGCACUUCAGGAGCCGGCUGCAGAACUUCUCCAGAAUCCUGACUAUCCACCCCCAAAUUCUAAGCAGGCUGAUGGAAGCUCCGUGGAACCACGGCUUGGCUAGAUGUGAGAUGACUCUGGAUGCAUUUGCAGCAAUGGCCUGUGCUGAAAUUCUGACCAGGGACAUCCUGAAGCCCAGUCCCCAGGCGUGGUUACAGAUAGUGAAGAAUCUGUGCAUGCCGCUGGAGCUCCUCUGCUCAGAUGGGUACCUGCAAGGCAGUGGGAGCGUGAGCAAAGGUGUCAUCAGGGAAGUCAGAACCCACUGGAAUCGCAUUUUUUCAAUCGCACUCUUUGUGGAGCAUGUGCUGCUGGGGACUAAGAGCCAGAUUCCUGAGCUGGGCGGGCUGGUGACGGAGUACGUCUUCCUACUCAACAAGUGUCUGCAAGAGAACUCUGACAUCAAGACCCGCAGGCCCUUCCUCGCUGUGGUGACUGUCCUUCGGGAGUGUAAGGACAAGGCCAGCAAGACCCUCACCAGGUUUGGGGUUCAGCCGUGCCCCAUCUGCCUGGGAGAUGCACAGGAUCCUGUCUGCCUGCCCUGUGACCACAUAUAUUGCCUGGGUUGCAUCAAAACCUGGCUCGUCAUAGGGCAGAUGAGUUGCCCCUUGUGUUUAACCGAGUUGCCACAUGGCUUCUCUCCGACGGUUUCCCAAGAGUACAGGGAUGCCAUCGGGAAACACGCCUGCUUCCGGCAGAUGUGCAACAGUUUCUUCAUAGACCUGGUCUCCACCCUGUGCUUCAAGGACAACUCUCCGCCCCAGAAGGAUGUGAUCGAGGCUCUGCUGUCUUUACUCUUUGUACAGAAGGAGCUCUUAAGAGAUGCUCCCCAAAGACACCGUGAACACACAAAAUCUCUGUCUCCGUUUGAUGAUGUUGUGGAUAAGACCCCUGUCAUUCGCUCGGUGCUUCUCAAACUGCUUCUGAAGCACAGCUUCCAUGAAGUAAAAAGUUAUAUUCAGGAUUACUUGUCCCUGUUAGAAAAGAAACCGUUUAUAACUGAAGAUAAAACUGAGCUGUACCUGCUCUUCAGUAACUGCCUGGAGGAUUCAAUACAUGAGAGGAAUAGUGCUUUCUCCGUAAGUGAGGAAUCGAAAUACCUAAGAGAAGAAGGCCAUUUCCUCGAGACUUACUUGGCAGGGAGACGCGGCCGAAAACCUGCUAAGGAGGCUUCAGUUGAAUACCUGCAGGAGAUGGCCAGGAUCCGCCUCUGUCUUGACAGGGCGUCUGACUUCCUCUCUGAGCUUCAGGAAGGAUCAGAGAUGGCUGAGGAGAAGCGACGCUAUCUGCGGCAGGUCGAACGCUUCUGUACCCAGGUGAAGAAUGACUGGUACCGCGUGUACCUGGUGAGGAAGCUCACCAGCCAACAAGGCAUGGAGUUUGUGCAGAGCCUCUCCAAACAGGGCCAUCCAGCCCAGUGGGUAUUUCCCGAGGAAGUCAUCUCACAGCAGAAGGAUCAUCCAGGCCAGAUGGAUCGAUACCUGGUGCAUGGUGAGGAAUAUAAGGCUGUUCGCGAUGCCAUGGGCAAAACCAUCCUCGAGUGCAAGCCCCUGGCUGUUGUGACUGCUCUGAAGGCCUGCAGGAACUCUGAAACUCAACAGGCAGUUCACUUACUCUUAGCCCUUUAUAGAGAGGUCACUAUUUUGUACAGGUCCCAGAAUGCAAACCUCCAUCCUAAGCCAGAGCAAUGUGAGGCUGUGAACAAGUUCAUCGAGGGAAGCAAGAUCCUCUCUCCUCCUCAUGUCAGACAUUUUGCAACAUCCCUGGUGACCAAUACUCUUCCACUCCUGAGGAUGGGUUCCAGGGACGGCGGCCUUGAAGGGACAGUGACAGAAAUAGCUAUUCAUGCUGCAACCGUCCUUCUCUGUGGACAAAACAAAGUCUUGGAACCCCUAAAGAAUUUGGCCUUCUCCCCAGCCAACAUGGCGAAUGCUUUUCUUCCAACAAUGCCUGAAGACUUGCUGGCUCAAGCUAGGGGUUGGAGGGGUCUGGAAGGUGUCCGCUGGUACACGUGUCCCAACGGUCACCCGUGCUCUGUAGGAGAGUGUGGCAUGCCAAUGGAACAGAGCUCCUGUGUUGACUGUGGUGCUCCAAUUGGAGGGGUUAAUCACAGACCAAAGGAUGGAUUCCAAAUGAUCCAAAACAGCAUAGACAGAACUCAGACUGGCCACGUGCUGGGAAACCCACCACCCAGAGGCGAGGCGGUGGUAUCUGACCGAGAGCUUUCUCCAGUGGCCUUCCUUCUCAUCCGGUUACUCACUCAUUUGGCUCUGCUUUUGGGAGCUGCCCAGAGUCCUCAGGCUCUGAGCAACAUCAUUAAGCCUGCAGUGAUGGAUCCCAGAGGGUUUCUGUGGCAGCAUGUCGAGAGAGACCUGGAGCAGCUAACCAAGACACUGGGGAGGAGCGCCGACGAGACGGCCAGUGUGGUGCACCUGGUCCUGUGCAGCCUUCUCAGGGAGCAGCGCCCCCUCUCCUGCCGGAGACCCUUAAAUUUUGAUGCAGAAUUGUCAACCAAAGAAAAGAGAAACAACUGGGAAAAGCUUGUUGAGGCUCUUAUUUUACCUGAACUAGAGCAUCUGGAUAAAACCCUCCUGACUGUGAAUACACUAAUCAGCCAAGAUGAGCGGAUCAGCUCCAACCCUGUGGCCAAAAUUAUAUACAGUGACCCGGUGGCCUUCCUGCCCCACCUGCCCCAGAAUAGCAUGGUUCACUGCUCCAAGAUGUGGAGCUGCAGGAAAAGAGUCAGCGUUGAGUACCUCCAGCACAUCGUGGAGCAGAAAAACGGCAAAGAAACAGUGCCCAUCCUCUGGAAGUUCCUCCAGAAGGAAGCAGAACUGAGACUGGUGAAAUUCUUGCCUGAGAUCUUGGCGCUGCAAAGAGAUCUAGUGAAACGAUUCCAGAAUGUUUCCGAAGUUGAAUACAACUCCAUCCGAGGUUUUAUUGGAAGUCACGAUGCAGAUGGGUUGAAGCAGUUAUUCCAGAACAGAAUCACUGUCUUUCUGUCCACAUGGAACAAGCUCAGGAGGUCACUUGAGACCAAUGGUGAAAUCAAGCUCCCUAAAGCCUCCUGCAGCACUGACCUAGAUCUGGACACCGAUUUCGAGGUCAUUCUGCCGCGUCGCCGGGGCCAGGGCCUCUGUUCCACCGCCUUAGUCAGCUACUUGAUUAACCUGCACAAUGAAAUUGUCUACACAGUGGAGAAGUUCUCCAAGGAAGACAACAGCUAUUCCGUUGAUGCCUCUGAGGUCACUGACCUGCAUGUCAUCAGUUACGAAGUGGAGCGAGACCUGACUCCGCUGAUUCUCUCCAGCUGCCAGUAUACUGUGGAGCAGGGCGGAGAGACCUUGCAGGAGUUCGACCUGGAGAAGAUCCAGCGCCAGAUCACCAGUCGGUUCCUCCAGGGCAAACCCAGGCUGACUCUCAAGGGAAUACCCACUCUGGUAUACAGACGUGACUGGAACUACGAACAUCUCUUUAUGGGCAUCAGGAACAAAAUGCCACAGAACCCCCUCCCCAACUCGGCCGUCAGCGCCAUCACUGGACAGCUGCAGUCCUACAGCAAUGCCUGUGAAGCUCUGUCUGUUAUAGAAGUCACUUUGAGGUUUCUGAGCACGGCUGGCGGGGAUCCGAACAUGUCCCUGAAUGUGUAUAUCCAAGACAUGCUGCGAAUGAGUGAGCAGACAGCGGUGGCUCUACAGGACUUACACAGAUGUCAGUUAAGACACAUCAUCGCCCUCUGGCAGCUCCUCUCUGCUCACAAGUCUGAACAGCUGCUGCACCUGAAGAAAGAGCCAUUUGGGGAAAUCAGUUCAAAGUACAAAGUCGAUCUCAGCCCAGGGGAUGCUAAGCUCCUCAGCACUUUCCUGAAUCAGAUCAGCCUAGAUGCCUUUCUCCUAGAGCUUCAUGAAAUGAUAAUCUUGAAACUGAAGAACCCCCACACCGAGCAGGAUUUUAACCCCGACUGGAGCCUGAGAGACACUCUAGUAAGUUACAUGGAAACGAAAGAGAAUGAAAUUCUUCCCGAAAUGGAAUUUCAGAUCCCAGAAAACAUACUGCUCUCCAAUUGUGUCUCUGUGUGGAAAAUGGCUGCUGAGCUCAAACGGGCUCGACAAAUGAGAUAGAAUAAUUUCCUCAGCACUGUCUCUGCCUAAGACAGGGAGAGAAGGCUGUUCCCGCCUCACUCAGGGGAUGGGCUCCAUCACGGACUGUCGCUUUCGUGAGUGCUGAGAAGGAAAGCUGUUGGCACAGCACUGAAUUCGAGACCGAGACGUGCUGUACCGGCUGACGACGUUUUGAGAGCCAAGCCGUUUCAGGAGCAUGUGUAUAUUGCAGAACUGUCUCGUCAUGUUAUGAAUACUGUUCAUUAGGUGGCGAGAAGUGAAGAGUACAUGAAGUUGGAAUAAACCACCAUCCUUUACAUUCCAGGGGAGACCAAAAAAGUAGCUGCUUGGCUUCACAUACAGGAGCGGUCUGUGGCACAGGCUCCCAGCCUCUUAACUUCCAGGGCCCUUUUCCUCUCACUACUACACAGAGGGAGGGAAAUGCAGUUAUUAAUUUUUGCUUCUACUUUUUUUUUUCUCAUUUAUAUUCUGCACUCACAGAGCAGAGUCUGGCUUUCUUCUUUCUUCCAUUCCUUUCAAUUCUGAGUAUUGGACAAAUAUUUUUAGGUUCCCAAGAUGUGAAAAAACGCCAGACUCCUUUUUUGUCUUCUCACAAAUACAAGUCCGGGCAUUCUCUGAGUGCCUAGAGGCCAAACAAGACCUCACCCAGGCCCCCUAAUGAGUCACUGCCAAAUUUCUAGGGUCAGAGCCAAAAAGCUGUCAUUGUGAAGAGCACUAGACUAAGAGCCAGGGACACUUUGGGGUCUUAGUUACCUCAUCUAGAUAACGAAGGGACUGGAUUGAUGGCCAAAUUUCCUUCCUAUUCUAGUAGAUUCUAAAUGAAAGUUCAUCAGUGUAAACUUGGAUCAAAGGCCUGGUUCUAGCAUUCCUGUGGGCAGUUUUUGACUGUCUAGCAUUCUGCCAAAUAAACAUAUGGUCUUAGUGUGACCUUGAUUUUCCUGUGUAUGACUAUCUGGUCCUUUCUCUGGGUCUCAGCCCUGGCAUAAAAACAGACUCAGAGAGAAUAUAAAACCAGUUGAGUUUCUGAAAAAGGAAAAAUAGUCGACCAGCCGUGACCAUGAGCUGACUUUCCCACUGUGGGCAUUGUGUCAUUUUUUCCCAAACCUACUUGGAUACUUGUGACCUCUCUGGACUUAUUCCUAUUCCUAGGUAUCUCAACACCCAUUAGCACUGAGACAGCGAUUGUUUACAAGUCAGAGGCAAACGUCUUGAACAUACAUUCCAAAUGAGUUAAUGACUCAGUCAACUUGAAAUUGGGCCCGUGGGGUGCGAGCCACAAAAACAGACCAUGCUUGCCAAGAGCCCCGAGGACACCGUGGCACCGCUGGAGGGAGCUGCAGAAGGGACUGCAGCCCCUUUCACUGUUGCUUUUCUAUCUAUGUUUGCUGGAGGGGAAUACAGUGAUCCAGAACCCGCAGGGACUCGCUCGAUACGGUAGCCCCUUGCACUGGUAACCCAUGAUUGUCUGGUCAUUCUGGACUACGCAAAGGCGCUCCCCCCAACAUCAGCAUCCUGGAUUGCCUGUUCAACGGAUGUGGGGGUGGGGAGUUGCUUGUUCAACUCUUCAACUUGCACUUGUAACUCCUUCGAUACCUCAGAGUGGGGGCAGAGCUGGCCUGGCCAGCAGGUGCUGCUCUGGUCCCUCGCUGUGCCACACCUUAGCAGGUGGGGGUCAGGUGUCAAGCUCUUGCUGUGAAUACUUUUUUUUUUUUGGCUGGGAUUUUUCCCCCCACUUUUAUGAAGGUUUUUUUAAUUAAGAUAUUUUGUUUUAUAUGCUACGCUUUCAAAGCCUUAAUUGUCAUUAUCUGGCAUCAUCUUGUUUGUACAAAAUCACCCUGGCCUAGCGCAAGCAAAUGUAAAUUUUAUUAUACUUGUCAGUCCUGUUUUAAUAAACUUGAGUUUUGCUGCUAAGAAUCCUUCUCUUUGGGGGCAGAACUUCUAUGUAUGGCAAAAAGAAUCAACUAGGGUUUUGAGACUGGUUUUGUUUGUUUGUGGAAAUGUUCUGUAGAACCAUAAAGUAGAAGGUUCCAGAGAGAAAACAUACACUCAGGUUUCGAACGUGAGGGCAAACUUCUGGAUGAAAUGGCAGAAGACUGAGAUACAUGGGGAGUCCCCCACCACUCCCCAGUCGCCGGUCUUGGAGGGCUCAGAGGGGCGUCCACCCUUCCUGCCUGAAGUGGCCUCCCUGGAAGACAGCAGGGCCCAGACAGCAAUGAGCAGGAGCAACCCUCUGUCAGUGGGUGGGGAAACGGCUCCUCGGUAAAAGGAAGCAAAGACAUGGGCGAGAAAUAAUAUGCUUCCAGUAGCCCACUUACGUUCAAGUGGCAAAAUACCACUUUUGGGGAAAAUUGCGUUUUCCUUUCCAAAAAGAAAGGCUCCUGCGGGAGAGAAGCUGUGGUGCGGAACUACAGCUGGAAGAGAGGUACUGGCUUACAAAGGGGGACCUGCACUCCGCGGCCAGACUCUCCUUCCGCCUCAGUUUCUCUUUCAAGCACCAAUCCCAUUUCGUCAGUAUCUCAUCACCAAUCCUAACCUUCCCCUCCCCACGUCCUCCUCCUCAGUCUCGGUUCCAUUCAGUCAUUCGUCUGGACAGUCCCCAUUGCACAGGUCUUCCUGCUUUCAGCCCAGGCAGAAACAGUCACUAUGUUGGCGGUGACUUACCUGAAAAUGUUCACAACUGAGCACCGUCUCCUCUUUAAGACCUUACUGAGUGUGUAACUUACUUACCUUCGUUAAUAGCUAUAGGGUUUGUUAACUGAGACAGUCAUGAGCUAUUUCUAUUAUUCCUACAGGCAGUUCCAACCUAGAAACAAACGUGCAGUGGUAAACAAUCAUUGUGAAGAAAACAUCAGGUCCGGGGCCGGCCUGGUGGUGCAGCGGUUAAGUUCACACACUCUGUUCGGCGGCCCAGGGUUCACAGGUUUGGACCC
Molecule: messenger RNA, 19221 nt
Organism: Equus quagga
Lineage: Eukaryota; Metazoa; Chordata; Mammalia; Perissodactyla; Equidae
Gene: RNF213
Product: ring finger protein 213
Exons: 69
Coding region: 608-16291 (5227 amino acids)
Biological process (GO): negative regulation of non-canonical Wnt signaling pathway; sprouting angiogenesis; ubiquitin-dependent protein catabolic process
Cellular component (GO): nucleolus; membrane; cytosol
Molecular function (GO): metal ion binding; ubiquitin-protein transferase activity; ATP hydrolysis activity
Source: RefSeq, a predicted model, not a curated record